Messenger RNA from Mya arenaria, 2993 nucleotides. RefSeq lists its product as uncharacterized. Gene Ontology annotation, molecular function: protein binding. The coding region runs from base 114 to 2222 and encodes 702 amino acids. Lineage: Eukaryota; Metazoa; Mollusca; Bivalvia; Myida; Myidae. The record is from RefSeq and is a predicted model, not a curated record. The transcript is spliced from 3 exons.
CGUUGUGAACGACAGAGGAGGGAGUUUAACAGGUAAAAUGCGGGGACAACUGAUGCCGAUCAUGAUAAGCUGCUAACACAACAACAAUACAAUUCCAAUCCUAGGAGCCGAACAUGAAUAUGGGCUGUAACUCUGAGGGCCAGCAGGUGAUGUCCCUGAGACUAUCUAGAGUUCUAAGGGACAUUGGUAUCACCAGACAGAUGGUUCUCCGUAGGAGGAGCACACAUCUGGUGAAGGAGAAGAUAAGAAGUGUUAUGAGCUUAAUAAGCAAAACUGAUAGUUUUAACGCGUUUUUCUUCGGUAGCCAAUCGGAAGGGACAACGACUCUAGGCAUGAAUUCAGACUUAGAUAUGUUAACAUCUGGAAACCGUAUUCGUGUGAUGAAAGACUGGGAUGACUGGGAACGAGGGAAGUUAUGUGUUUUUAUAAUAAAAAACGAUCGUUCUCCGCCCCAGCACUGCUGUCUGCAGGCCGCAAGACCUGACUGCCCUUUGCCUUUCACACGGGAAAGGAUGCCAGCAACAUGUGAUAUGCAGGCGACAGUGGACGGCAGGGUGCUACUGCCAAAUACUUGGAUGGACGAUGAGCUAAAGAAGGUCUUUGGUCGAUUAUUUUGGAAACAAGGGCCAUCAAGAAGUGCUAACAAAGAAACAGAUCACAUAUUCGCAUUUAGCUACAAUGGAGAUAUUUUAGAAUGCAAUUUUCUAUUCACAAGACCAAAGCCUGGUCACUGGCCCAGACCUGCCAUUCUCACAGAGGCACGUCAGUGUGAAAUAUUCCUCGUCCCACAGGGACACGCUGAGAGUGAUCAGUCAAAACUGGAAUGGAGAUUCUCUACGUCACUGAUUGAAAGACUGCUCAUGUUUGAUCUCAAUAUUUUGCAAAUACAGGUUUAUACAUUUCUAAAAAUCUUACGAAAGACUUUCUUUAAACCGUUAGUUGGUGAUAGACUGAGCACGUUUCAUUUCAAAACAGCUUUAUUGUUCACCCUUGAGACAUACCCAGAAGAAAUUUGGCAGGAGCGGUAUGUACUGCAGUGCGUUAUAUAUUGUCUCAAAACUCUUAAACGAUGGUUCAAACUUCGUUCUUGUCCGCAUUACACGAUCUCGGGAGUGGAUUUGUUUGUUGGAAAACUGCGAAAGUGGGAGUUUCCACCCUUGUUAACCACACUGUCUAAAAUGAUAGACAACAUCAUGGACUACGUUUACCAGAUAGAAAUGGACCAGAUAGGGGAGAGGAUCAGUGGUGGUCUCAGGCCUGUCAUGACAAGGAACAAAACUAUUCUAGAAAUAGUUGACUGUUGUAUCAAAUCCUACAUUGUCGGAAUAAUUUUAAUAUAUUGGGAAAUGACAUCAAAAUCGAAAGAUGUCUUAGAAGUCCAAGACUUUAUCAUACGAGUUCUGGAGCUUCUACCUGAAAGCGAUAUAAGAGAGGAAAUACAGCACACAAAAAGGUUUCUAUACCAAUAUAUUGCCACCAUGGAGACAUCCAAGUGUCUGCAAACGCACCAGCUCAUUCCACAAGACAUUUACCGUUUGUACGAGGCCUCCUUGGAUUCGGAUCUCACUUCUAGCAGAUUGAAGUUGGCAUCCAUGAUGUACUGCAGUGGUCAGUACGAAGAAGCGGAAUUCGUGUUGGCCUACACCGAAAGUCUGCUGCAUGCUGAUGUAAUGCAGUUUUGUCCGUAUUCGGAACGGUGGUUUGAUGUGCCAAAUGUGCCAACUGAGAGGUUUCUACAAAAGGCUAAUAAACGUCCAUUUUUGGAAGUGACACAACGGGAUGUUGCAUGCAGCGUGCUUUUUAAUCCAUUAGAAAUAUGCUGUAUACCUGGUGUCCUAGUAUACGAGAUGCAUAGAACGAUUAGUCCUGAAGAUUUUCACCAGAGACAUCCAAUGAAAGAACAGUGGAUGGACCUUGUAGUGAUUGACUCCAAACCAUUCAUUUUCUACCUGCAGUACCUCACAUUCAGACAACUGGGAGAAGAAGAGAGAAGACUGGAAGCACUUCACAAGUUACACAACUACGUUUGUGUUGAGAGUCGAUGGUGCGGUCAUAUAGAGACAGCCCUGCACGUACUUGGUCACUGCUUUGAACUUGAGAACCAAUAUGAUGUAGCAUGGACAUGCUACAGAAAAUCCCUCGAGAUCUUCCCUUACAACAACGCAGCCAGGUGGCAUAUCAUGAGACUUAUUCAGCAGGCACGGGGAGAACAAGUAGAUUAGAAGAACACAGCGUAUUACCCUACCUUGGUAGCUUCAAUAUUCAAAAUAACAUUUUGAAUGUUUGUAGUCUCUAUUGCAAUUUGUGAAUUGUCUGAAGUAAAUAUUAUGAAAUUAAGAGAGGUGUUUGAAGUACACCAUAUAACAAAAUUUCGAGAAGUGUCUGAAGUGAACCAUAUAACAUUUUGAGAAUUCUCUGAAGUAAACCAUAUAACAUUUUGAGAAGUGUCUGAAGUAAACCAUAUAACAUUUUUGAAAGUGUUUGAAGUAAAUCAUAUAACAUUUUGGGAAGUGUGUGAAAUAAACCAUAUAACAUUUUGAGAAGUGUGAAGUAAACCAUAAAACAUUUUGAGAAGUGUGAAGUAAACCAUAUAACAUUUUGAGAAGUGUGAAUUUAACCAUAUAACAUUUUGAGAAGUGUGAAGUAGUUCAUGUUAUAUGAGUGCUCGUGGUGACAGAAUAACAAUAAAUGAACUUCACAAUAACUAUUUAUGUUUCCGACAGGAUAUAUAUUAUAUAUAUGAUUGUAAUACGAGUUCAGAGACACAUUUCAAACCGAUUUGCAAUUAUUCGUAAUGAAUUGAUGCUCGUUACAUUUAAUAAACAAACAGGUGAUUUGUAUUUAAGAAUUUACAUAUAACAUAUAACAGAUUUAAGUCUGACCCUGAAUAGAUUCAGACGAUAAAAGUCAAUUUAGAGUAAGUCUCCGUAAUUGUUUGCAUUGCUUUUUAUGUUGAGUUUCUAUGUUCCGAACAAUAAAACAUUCGAGUGAAA